Trifolium pratense (red clover) is the source of this 1939-nucleotide messenger RNA. RefSeq lists its product as uncharacterized. The transcript has 2 exons. NCBI's taxonomy places the organism in Eukaryota, Viridiplantae, Streptophyta, Magnoliopsida, Fabales, Fabaceae. The coding region runs from base 5 to 1528 and encodes 507 amino acids. The record is from RefSeq and is a predicted model, not a curated record.
GUAUAUGCACAUGGGCAACAAUACGACAAAUAGAGCUGAAAGCGCACACGGUGUUUUGAAAAGUUACUUGACCGACGGUCUCGGUGAUUUGGUGAAGGGUUGGGAAUCGAUUCACAGAAUGUUAGGCAAUCAAUUCACCCAAGUGCAAACUGAAUUUGGCCAGAACAUGUCUGUGUAUGGACACACAUACCGGAAGAAAACACUUUACUCGACUUUGAUGUUUAAAGUCUCUAGACGUGCAAUGAGAUACAUCCACACUGAAUCAAAAAGAGUCGAGUUUACUGGUAUGGAUAGCAUGAAGUGUGGUUGUCUGAUGAGGACUAACUACGGGCUGCCAUGUGCGUGUUUGAUUGCCAAGAAACUGCACCACAAUAGGCCUAUUAGACUCGAUGAGGUUUACAAACAUUGGAAGAUAAUUUGUUUCCAAGAUGAAGAAGUUGGUGGCGACGUCGAGGACGAUUAUGCGUGCACGGCAGAGUGGCAAGCAAUUCAGGAACGAUUGAGGACAGCUGAUGUAAGCAUGAAAAAUGAGAUCCGAGAUCAACUCCGCAAGAUUGCGUAUCCUACAACCACCGAUGUGGAGCCUCCGACCACAAAUGUAAAAUCAAAAGGGGCUAAAAAGAAAAAGGUGGUCCGUGGAACAAGAUCCACCAGCAGAGAUAAGUCUCGAUGGGAGCAUGUUGAAGAAUAUUUCACGGAGACACAAGCGUCGCAAUCGUCAAAGCCGUCUCCGUCAAUUCCGUCCCACUCAAGGCCAUCAUCAUCACAACCUACCGCAUCAAACCCUAUGCCUACGGUGUCUGAAGCUCCGCUCACUGUGUCCAACCCAUUGCCACUAACCUCAUCAUCUCAAAUUUUUGGAAUUAACCACAUGCCAAAAUUCAUGCAUCCCUUCAUUGAAGAUAUCAUCAACGUGGACGGCGACGGCUAUUGUGGUUACCGUGCCGUUGCAUUGGCUCAGAGAGGCAACGAAGAUGAUUUUGAACUGAUACGGUGCAACAUGAGCAGGGAGUUGCGAUUGAAUAAGGAUAUGUAUGUUGCUAUAUUUGGUUGCGAGGAGCGUUACCAAUAUAUCUGUGAUGCACUACUCCCACCCCCGAGGACGAGACAACGUACUAGUAUUAGGAAUAGUGUUGCACCGAUGGAUAAAUGGUUCACGUUGCCGGAUAUGGGACAUAUCGUGGCCACCAUAUUGGAUAGAGUAGUUGUUCAGCUCUCCAUACUUCAAAAUGGGCCUUGUGAAACUUUUUUCCCAUUGCGUUCCAUUCCGUCACCAAACCCGUCUUCAAGGGUUAUUUGCCUUGGCGCGUUACCGGAUCACUAUGUUUUGGUAAAGCUUAAAGUUGGGUGUCCGAUACCCAAAUCAAACAAGUCGUGGAAGCAAUAUUGUGCUAAACAAAGUUUGGGUUGGGAAGAUUCAUUCAUAGCUGCGCAACAUAGGUUCGAGGAGAUGAUGAGCACCGAGAACGUUGUCCCCAUCCAAAUAGUUGGUGCAGGCAGUAGAGAAACUCCGUUGGUGAUUGACUGAUCAUUUGGCCUAUUUUAAUGUAUUUUACGUUGUUAUAUAUUUUGAUGUAAAGAACAUCCAUUUUGUAAUGAUAUGAAUCGAGAUGUAAUGACAUCCAUUUUGUAAUGAAAUAUAUUGAAGUGAUUUGGUGUUGUGUAAUUGUUUGUGUCAAUAUAAUGAUAUUGGUUGAAGUAAUCUUGAUGUUGUGUAAUUGUAUGAAUAAUUUUUCCAAUAUGAAUGUGUCUGGAUGAACAGCAUUAACAGUGGAUUUCGCGUGGAUGUCAUUCCAUGGAAGGUCGUGAGUUACAAUAUCAUUGGUUGUCAUGAAAAUAUAUUUCGGUAACUAUGUACCGGAAUUUACCCAGAUUUCGGUAAAUAUCUGCCGAACCAGCCUAUUUCCAGUGAACAACCGAAAUUUUCGGUAGAUUGGUA